Messenger RNA from Drosophila innubila, 652 nucleotides. Its product is annotated as transmembrane protease serine 11G-like. Gene Ontology annotation, biological process: proteolysis. The record is from RefSeq and is a predicted model, not a curated record. Gene Ontology annotation, molecular function: serine-type endopeptidase activity. Lineage: Eukaryota; Metazoa; Arthropoda; Insecta; Diptera; Drosophilidae.
AGAGUGGGAGAUCAUUAUGCCAACAUUGCUGAGAACUCCGAGGUGGAUUCGUUCAUUGAUACCUGGUACACGCACGAGAAGUUCCGCCAACUCACUCACAUGAACAAUGACAUUGCCGUGGUGGUGCUAAAGACGCCACUCAAGUUCAGUGAUUAUGUGCAGCCGAUCUGUUUGCCGGAACAUGGUGCACCUCUGGUUGAGAAUCGCACGUGCACCAUCUCCGGCUGGGGAUUUAAAUCAGGCGUAUCAACUCCAGCGCAGGAAUUGAGAGCAGCAGAAUUGCCCAUUUUGCCAGAUGCCACCUGCAAGCAGUUGAAUGUCUAUGGAGAUGCCAUGACUGAGGGCAUGUUCUGUGCCGGCUCCAUGGAUGAGAGCGUGGAUGCCUGCGAGGGCGAUUCUGGCGGUCCGCUUGUCUGCUCCGAUGAGUAUGGUGAGACACUGUACGGCAUCAUAUCGUGGGGACAACACUGCGGUUAUCAAAAUCGACCUGGUGUCUAUGUUCGCGUCUGUCACUAUAUCGAUUGGAUCUACGAGAAGAUCAAUCAAAGCUUGCAGCGCUUUUAAAUAGCCCCCCUUUCUUCCCCUUUUAAGCUUAUUCAUUUAAGUUUUCACUCAGCAAUUUUCAAAAAUAAAAUGUAGCACCUAAAAGUAG